AUGAAUAGUUCCAGUUCCAAGGAAUUUCUCCAAGAGCUCAAAGAGAAGGCUAAGAGCAGUGUUCCUGAAGUUGCAGAGGAACGUCAAACGUACGUUGAUCCAACAGAUGGAACAGUUUAUGAAUGGGACUCUGAAAAACGAGGAUGGUUUCCCAAGGUAUUAAUGCUGUUGGAUGUUGAUUGCAUUCCUUAACUAUCCUUUGAGUUUGAUUCCUGUUUUUCACCAAAGGCGGAAUAGUUAUCGGUAUUCAAGGACCUUCUUUCGUUAUUGAGCUUAAUUGUUCAUUAUCUUUUGAGAGAUUUCCAUACAGCCAGAUAUCAUUCCUACAAAACCGUAGUCCCGGUGUCAUUGUUUUCUUUAUAAAAGAACUGUAUGCAUAAUGAAGUAGAGGGCUGUUCGGAAAUUUUGCCGUAUCUCUUUUUAUCACAAAUCCAAAUCAUCCUCCUUGGGGAUUUGAUAUGAAUUUCUUUUAGUUGAGUUUGGAUUAUGCUAAAUGAAAGCUGAAAUUCAAAUUAAUGAUAAUGCGUGAAUCAAGUAACCAGUUUUGGAGAAGUGGCCAAACCAAGGCUUUUAGUGUUCAUCUGAUACCUUGUGAGUGAAUGGAACUUGUGGACAGGAGGUUUUUCGUUUGAUGUAAAGUUCUUUUUUUUCCUAACACUAUUAACGAUGUAAUUCCAGGUGGAUGAAGAUUUUCUUGCUUCAUAUCAAAUGAACUAUGGUUUCACGCCUGAUGGUGAACAAACUGCAACAGUGAGUAGUGAUAGUCAGGCAGCUGGUCCACAUGUACCACAGACUGUUCAAAGCCAGGUACAAAUAAAACAUUCUGUGCUAUUUACAUUUUUGUACAUGUGUAUUCACUUUUUGCUUCAAUACCCAAAGGUGAUGUACUUUCCUCAGUUUUAUAGGUGAUGGCAGUUGAUAUAUUUGUUCACCACUAUAAUUAAUGAAUAGUUUUUUUUUAUAAUGACUGAUUCAUUGCUCUACGUGUAAGUCUGUUAGGGAGCCUUAGAUUUUAAAAUUUAUUUCCUCAUUCAUAUACUAGGUAGCUGUUUUUCCAUUUGUCUACCUGUCUGUCUGUCUAUCUGUCUUUUUGUUUGUCAGUCUGACUAACUGACUGACUAUCUACAAGCUCUCCUCUCCCACAAAUCAAGUUGGCUAACUGUGAGGAAGCCCGACACACACAACACCAAUUUUCCAUCACUGGGAUAAGAAGAGGGAUAUAAUGAAAAAUUACUAUUAAACAAAGUCAUCAUUUUCUGUAUACAAGGAUCAAAAGGGAGAGAAAGAAGAUGAUCAGGGAUCAGAAUCAAAGAAAAAGAAAAGGAAAGCAGAUGAAGGUAGAAAGCUUUGUUUUUAAAUAUAUUUUUAUUUUGAAACUUUUGAUUUACUAAUUAAAGUUAAUAUGCAGAGAAAUUGUAAAUCUCUUGGUUUGAUUCUGGUUGCUUCAGUCUUUGCUUAAACUCAAACCUCUCUUUCUAGAUCAUAUACAUCUAUCUCCCUUUCAUACUUUCAGGUUGGUUUGAAGUCGAGGGCAGCAAAAAUCCAAAUGUCUAUGUGUCUGGUGAGUUUGCAAAUAAUUAUUUCAGGUUACAUAUAUGUGUUGUUAAGCAUAUUUAAAUGUAUUUCAUUGUUCAUUCACCGUUAUCAUAGGAUAUGAGAUUUAUGCUGGUUAUCAGACUGUUGCUUUCAAUAAGACUAAUGGCACUCUCUGGAGCUCUGGCAGGUAUUCUGCUGUGAAAUGCCAGGUUUACUUUGGAAGCUCUCAAGCAAACUCAUGAAUUGAAUUUUAAAAACGCUUUGAGAUCCUCUAGAGUUCUUUCAGUUAACUGUUACCUUUACAAAGAAGUUUUGAUGAAAAUGACUGAUAUUUUCUUAUCAUAAUAUUCCAACAUACAUUUUAUACAUUUCCAGCAAAAAAUGAUUUUGAGUUUCCAAAAACAUACUGACUUAUUAAAAUCUUGGUAACCAGUAACCAUAUGUCCUUUCAGAGGACUUUUUGUGUGAAACCCAGGGACUAGGCUUACAUGUCAGCAAAUGAAAGAUUUUGAUCAGAAAUAGAACAAUCAGAUGAACAAUUGUUAUAAAAGAGAUGGAUAUUUAAUGAUCAACUAGGGUAGUUUAACACCAAAAACUCUGCUUGAGGCCAUUUUUUAUAAAUGGAAGUAAUGAGAUAACAAGAAGGAAAUUCUCUGGCAAGUGCUACACUGAGGUAACCAACUUCUUCAAAUCUUAUCGAAAGCACUGGGUUAUAACAAAUUUACCAGUAUACCAUUGGCACAGCUGAAAAUCUUCAAUUUAUAUUGAGUCAGACUUGCCAAAAAAAAGUCUACUGACAUUUUAAUGCAGUGGUUAACUCCAGUUUCUAUUAGUAAGUAAUAUGCAUUUAAAAAUGAAUGUUCCAAAGGUUGAAAGUAAAUGUGGUAUUUAACAUCUAUUUUUUUUUGUCUUGUAAUGUGCUUGUAAGUUUGAAUCCUUUCUGUUUAGGACUACCACAGGAUACCACUGAAGAAGAAUUUAUUGAAAUGAUGAGCAAGUAUGGCAUCAUCAUGCAAGAUCCUGAGACAAGUAAGUCUGAUUCAUAAGUGUUUGGUAGAAACUGAAAUUGUGACAUGUACUGUUAGAGUGUAACUGGUUGCUUGUAACUAUGAUGAGGUGCUGUCAAAAGCCUAUCAGUACGAAUAUGCAAGACUUUGCAGUUGAAAAUGAAUUAUAAAUGCUAACAACUUCCCACACUUGUAUAGCACUUAAUAAUUACAUGUAUAACAUCAAUACUUUAAUCAUGUUUUCAGACAAGCCUAAAGUAAAGCUCUACAGAGACCAAAAUGGUCAAAUUAAAGGAGAUGGGAGGUGCUGCUAUUUGAAGGUAGAAAAAAAUCAUUUUGUUUAAUGUAGCUUUUGAAUAAAUGGAAAACUUCUUGAAGUUAGGGAGUGUGCUUGUUUUUUUUUCUUUUUUUUUCUGAAGGUUGAGUCCCUAAUUCUCAUUUGCAGCCACUUUUUUCAGUAGCUGUGAUGGAGAUUAUUUAACACCUGAACAAGAUAAUUUUCUGCUUGGGACUUAAGUUUUCAUUCUGUUUCCUGUAUUGUGUAUUAGCCAUAUAUCUCACUCAUUGAUAUACUUUGAUAUCUAAUCCUCUGUCUUUUUUUUUUUUUUUUUUUUUUUUUUUUUCAGCGUGAAAGUGUUGAUCUUGCAAUAGAACUCUUGGAUGAAUCUGACUACAAAGGACAUACUAUACAUGUUGAACAGGUAUGUCUGCUUGUUAUCUGCUUUAUUCGGUUUUUACCUGGAAUUUGCUCUGAAUUUCCACCUUGCCAAUCAUUUGACUUGCUACAAGGGUAUAACCUGUAAAAAAUGCACAGAUGUACAAGGGCAAGAGAAAAAGGAAAAGGGAAAGCAGAGGGGUGAAAGGGGGGGGGGGAGGUUUAAAUAACGAGGGUGGUCAUUUGGUUAGAAACUUUAAGGGAAGGUGGUGGGAUAGACACUUAGAAAGGCAAAGGGACACCAAAGGUCAGAGAUCAGAUGUAGCAGAUUGCUAAUUGAAAGGUAGUGAUAUAACCAGGAGGAUGUUUCUUAUUGGUUGCUAGAGUAUUGCAGUCUUGUAAAGGUUUAUCAGUGUGUAGGAAAUGGCAUACAGUAAAUCAAUAACUUUUUUGUCCCUUUCUUUGGUUUUUUCAGGCUACAUUUCAUCUGAAAGGUGAUUACAAUCCAGCUCUCAAGAAAAAGAAAAAGAAUAAAAAGAAGAAAGCUGGAAAAGGACAGGAAAAGUAAAUUUGGUUUGCCAUUUCUGUAUGUCAUCGUAUCAUUUUGGGGCUCAUAAAGAUACAUGAUUUUACAUUACAAUGUACUUAUAUCAGGAAUAUGUUUUUUUUUCAGAUUACUGGAUUGGGUGGAGAGAGAUGAGAGGAAAAAAAAUGAAAGGAUCAUUGUUUUCAAGAAUAUGUUUGAUGCUAAAGACUUUGAGGUUUGUUGUUAAUUUUCUUUAGUUUUUUCUGCCAAAAGUUACUCAAAUUUUACAUGCAGAACACAGUGUGGGAAAGAAAUUAGAGCAUGACAGGAUAAAAAAAAUGAGGAAUAGAAUCUUGAGGAGCAUUUACUGUGAUACAUCGUAUAAGGGGAACUGUGAUGCAUGUACAGAAAUCGCAUAAGCUAAUAUUUAAAGGUUUCAAGACCAAGAGCCUCAACUGAAGGGGGAUGUUGACAUUUUAAGUUGAUUGAUGCAUUUAUGCAAAACAUGAAUCAAGAGUUUUUCUUGUUUUAGCUGGAACUGAAGUCUCUGAAAUAGUUUAUAAAUUAAAUCUUAUCACAUUUAGACAGCCUCAUGCAUAAAAUUGUGCCUUUUAUUUCCAAUUUGUUUUCCUUUUAUUUGUUUGAUUCAGAUUUAAUAACCGUACUAACUUUAUAAUAACUUCUUCUGUUUUCUCUCUUUGUAGAAAAAUCCUCUUUUGAUCACAGAGUUGCGCGAUGACAUGAAAGCAGAAUGUGAAAAGUUUGGUGAAGUGAGGAAGGUGAUCGUGUUCGAUGUGAGUGUUUCUCACCUUGUAACAAGGUGUAAAGUUUACAAACACAUUUUUAAAUUGAUGUUACCGGUAAUUCAGUUUCUGGUUGGAAUUUCUCAGGAAAGCUAUAACUUUGUAAAAUUAUACUUGUUAUGUUGUAAUUAGGUUUAUGCGUCUUCCAAUAAUUGUUAUAGAAGUUUGUCUCAAGCUCUCUUUUAUCGAUUUAAGUUGCUAAUAUUGCAGUCACUGAAUAAUGCGUACAUGUAUAUAUGUGACUCGAGGUGAUAAAGUACGGACUGUUAGGAAUUAAAGCUGCAGUAGAAUAUUUAUUUUGUAACUGAAUCUCAUAUGCAUAUGCACAUCUUUGUAGUUCAUAAGGUUAUUUGAGAAUUUAUUCUAACCAGUAAUUCUGCUGUUUAUGUCUGCACAGCGUAACAAGGAAGGAGUUUGUUCAGUGGCGUUUGCAACAUUUGAGGGAGCUGAGACUUGUUUGCCUGUAGGUUCCUUUAAGAUUAUUUUGUGGCCUUUUUUUUUUUCACCCUAGGUCUUUCCCCUUUGGGUCUCUCUUGGUACUCGAAAGGCUCUGGAGUUGAUGUAUUUUCUCGCUUUUUCUACCUCAACUUGAAUACUUUGAUAUCUGAUUGGUUCAUUUUCAAUUAUACUUGAUUCUUAUUGGCUGUCGUUUCUGCUUGUACUAGGUGAUGAAUGGUCGCUGGUUCGCCGGCCGGAGAAUAACGGCUGAAAAAUGGGAUGGAAAGACAAACUUCAAAGUGGAGGAAACGGACAAACAAAAGGAAGAGCGGCUUGAUGAAUGGGAGAAAUAUUUAGCUGGUGAAUUAGACUAAACAGAGGAUGCACCUAACCAAGGUAAACCUGGUUCACGAAGAACGAAAGAAAUUUGGUCGUCUUGCUUGAAAUCGAACAAUAGUCAAAAGGGCGAAUUACGCUUCAGAUCUUGAGAGUUAGAGUAUUAAUUAACAUUUCGUCAUUUUCAGGAAAUAUCGUAGAUAUUCACCAAACGAAUGUCAAUAAACGAAUCAUCUAACACGGAGAGCAACGCAACUGAGUUGAAAACCUGUAAACGGUUUAAGAACACAGGAUUGCUUCAAUGGCAAAUAGACUUUAGCGCAACCUGUUGCUAAUGUUUGCUCCGGCGGAUCCCAACACCCGACUUGUGUCAAGCAUGGAACGGCUGAUUCGUACGAUCUGCUAGAACUAGGGGAAGAAAGGAAGGCUUGUAGUCUUGAUAAGAUAUAUAAAACAUUAUACGAAAAGCAGCAAUUUAUUACAGUAUCCGUAACAAAGAGCAUAGCGAAAACCACCGUUAUCACAAACAUCUUAUUUGUUCGAGGAAAUGAGACAGCUAUUUAAGUAGUGUACAGUUCGAAUUUACUCUUGUGCAUUUUGGAUUUCACUAAUCUACGCCACCGCUUCCUGUGAUAUUGACAAGUGUUCAUCAAGUAAUGGCAACCUUCUUUGAUGUUUAUCGUACAUUUGUUAGAAAAAAAACUCAUUAACUAUAUGACUACAGUCCCUCUGAUAAAGGGAUAACGUUCGAACCGUCAGCUUUUAAAACCCUCUACGGUGGCCAAUUUGCAUCAUCAACUUUUUUUGUAAACCAUAUUACAAUGUAGUACUUCCCACAGACGCAGUAUCACAGUUUCUUUCGAAACUUACUCCCUUUACACAUAAAAUGCACGAGCGCAUAUGAUUUUCGUAACGUUGAGAAAAAAAAAACUGAACUCGUCUUUAUUUACGGCAAAUUCCCUUCCAAAUUAUGAGAUGCCUGUGCUAGUAUUAAACUUUUUAUCAGUUUUCCCAAACACCGUGAUUGUCCUACUGUAGAAUCUCAUGUAAAACAGUACUGAAUUGUCUUCCUCCUCAAACGCCACCUGCUCCUUUUAUUUAUCUAAUUAACAUAAUUUUAAGAAAUUGGCGGUAGAGUGUAGGAAAUUAUCCUCCUAAUAUUAUGAAGACAUUGAGAAUUAUCAUAACAGUAAAACAGCACUGGCAGAAAAUAACGAUUUAUCUCUCUCUCCCGUCUUAUGAAUUACGAGCGUCUCGUUU
This is a messenger RNA of Pocillopora meandrina, 6561 nucleotides long. NCBI's taxonomy places the organism in Eukaryota, Metazoa, Cnidaria, Anthozoa, Scleractinia, Pocilloporidae. The record is from the annotation of a GenBank genome assembly.